AUGCUUGGAAACUCCCAAACCGCAGUCAUUACCUUCGAGGGCAAGAUCGUCCCCCGCUACGUUUACUACUACGGCGGCGAGACACGUUGCUACCUCUAUCGGUCAUCGCGGCAAGUCUGCUAUAUAUGCUUCAAGCCUGGGCAUAGGGCGGAUGUUUGCCCGACACCUGACGCCGUUGUCUGCUCGAACUGCGCCGAACCAGUCAUCGAGGACGGACACACCUGCGAGCCCAGGUGUGCGCUAUGCAAGGAAGCGCACCCCACACGAGCAAAGGAGUGCAAGAAACGCCUCAGGAAACCGAGGAGCCCACGGGCGAGAAAACAAGAGGAACCAGACGCCGAAGCCAGGAACGCCGGCGGACGUGGCCGGACCAGGAAACGCUGGUUCAGUAGAGACUCCAGCUCGACAUCCAGGUCCAGAUCAAGGUCGAGAUCCGCGUCCAAGACCCGGCAGGCUCCGGAAACGAAAAAGAAGCAACAGAAGAAGACCAUAGCCAAGAAGGAAGAAGACAGUAAGGUGAGCUGGAAAGCGCAUCUUUUCCCAACCUCUCCCACUGCUCCAAAGAACACAAACACGCAGAACGACGAAGUAAAUGAGCUUAGGCAAACUAUUCAGACUCUCAGGGCAGAAAAUGCUGAGCUUAGACAGAAGCUCAACGAGCUCAUAGAUGAACUUAAGGCACUGAGAACAGGGCAGCCAAACUCAAACCCGCAAACAGACGAAACUCAGUCGGCCACCAUAGGGCGGCAGGAAUUCACAACUUCCAUGGUAGCCAUGAACAAUGCGCUAGCGAAUCUUAGCAACCUCGUUUCUAACCUCCAAGAGGAGGCGCGCAAGGAUAGAGAACGCCUAGUACAAUUUACGGGCAUGAAAUCCAGAACUAAACCCUAUACUAGGCCAUCAGCUGACCAUGGCGAGCUGCCGUAA
This is a messenger RNA of Dermacentor silvarum, 927 nucleotides long. RefSeq names its product probable ATP-dependent RNA helicase DDX46. The coding region runs from base 1 to 927 and encodes 308 amino acids. Gene Ontology annotation, molecular function: nucleic acid binding; zinc ion binding. NCBI's taxonomy places the organism in Eukaryota, Metazoa, Arthropoda, Arachnida, Ixodida, Ixodidae. The record is from RefSeq and is a predicted model, not a curated record. The transcript has a single exon.